AUGACGAAGGCAAAUAUGAAGGCCAGUUCUUAUCUCGACACCGGAACAACAAAAGUGCUUGCGUUGCCGUACAAAAACGAGAACUAUAAAUUCAUUAUUUUCCUUCCAUCAGAAAAUGUGUCGUUCACUCAAUUUCGAGAAGAACUCACUGGUGAUAAGAUCAGAGAACUUUUAGGCCAAGCUAGAGAACGAUUUCAUGGAGUAAAUGUGACAAUUCCAAAAUUCAAGAUGUCGUCGUCACCAGAAAUGAAGCAAAUUCUACAAGAACUGGGUGUUACGGCGCUUUUCCGCAAUGGAACCUGUGAUUUGCGAGAAAUAUCCCCGGAUGAUCUCUCCUCGAGGACGUUAUUCAUAAGGCAGUCAUAG
Molecule: messenger RNA, 366 nt
Organism: Cooperia oncophora
Lineage: Eukaryota; Metazoa; Nematoda; Chromadorea; Rhabditida; Trichostrongylidae
Source: the annotation of a GenBank genome assembly